Solanum stenotomum is the source of this 3096-nucleotide messenger RNA. RefSeq names its product probable disease resistance protein At5g66900. Gene Ontology annotation, biological process: defense response to fungus. Lineage: Eukaryota; Viridiplantae; Streptophyta; Magnoliopsida; Solanales; Solanaceae. The record is from RefSeq and is a predicted model, not a curated record. The coding region runs from base 97 to 2631 and encodes 844 amino acids. The transcript has 5 exons. Gene Ontology annotation, molecular function: ADP binding.
GAAUGCCUUAAUAUCUACAAGACGACCUAUUGCUAUACUUUACUCGCUUCACCAAGACUUUCCCCAAAAUAAUCCAUUUUGCAGUGUUACGUAGCAAUGGCAGCAGCUCUCUUGGGAGGAGCUGCUUUGGGUCCAGUCUUCGACCUACUCCUCAAAUCAGUUAUUGAUGUUGGUAUACACAUCGCCACUUUCCGUUCCAAAUUCCUCAGCUUGAAAGAGACAUUAGUCUACAUCAAACCAGUAUUCGAUGACAUUGAGAGGCUAAGCAAGGUCCUAGACGGCCGAGAUGAAGAAAUAGACAUGUUUAAGAAGCAGUUGAUGAAAGGUGAAGAGCUAGUCCUCAAGUGUUCCAAGAUUAAACGCUGCGACCCUUUGAAGAAGUGGAGUUACUCCAGGAAACUGACGAAGUUGGAUAAUUCACUAGUGAAGUUCUGCCAGAUACACGGUUUAAUUCAGGUGGUUAGGGAUACUAAACAGAUUCUGGUUAAGGUUAACGAAAAUGGCAAGAUAUUGGAGGAGAUUCAGUCGAUGGUGAGGAAUGUUUCAUUGACGAGAUCCGGGAGUAGUAUUGGAUUUACAAAUUCUAGUGGUUCUUCUGGGUGGAUGAAUGGUUCUAGUUUUGGGUUUUCAGGAUUGUCUGAUGUGCCUCAAGUUUCUGAUUCUAUGGUUGGAUAUGAAGUCCCACUUCAUGAAUUGAAACAGAAAUUGAAGCUGCUUCAGGAGAAAGAUAAAGUGCUGGUUCUUUCUGCUCCUCCUGGCUGUGGAAAAACUACUUUGGCAGCAAAGCUUUGUCAAGAGGAUGAUAUCAAAGCCACAUACAGCGACAACAUCUUUUUUGUCACUGUUACCAAAACACCAAACAUCAAACGCAUUGUUGGGGAAAUCUUUGAGAAGAAAGGCGACAGGGUCCCAGAAUUCGCUACUGAGCAUGUUGCAAUUUGCCAACUCAAUAACCUCCUUGGGGGAAUUACUGGACCAAUAUUACUGGUGCUGGAUGAUGUUUGGUCUGAAUCAGAGUUCGUCAUCGAUCAUCUUAAAUUACAGAUACCUGAUUUUAAGAUUUUGGUCACUUCAAGAUCUGUGUUCCCAAAAUUUGAUACAUAUAAAUUAAAUCUUUUGAGCGAGGAGGAUGCAAAGGAUCUCUUCUGCAUUUCAGCUUUUAAAGAUGGCAGCCCUGAUGUGCGGCUUGAUCUUGUUCAUAAGGUGGUGAGAAGUUGUGGCGGUUUUCCACUGGCUCUUAGAGUUGUAGGCCGUUCAUUGUGUGGCCAGUCUGAGGUGACAUGGUUUAACAGAGUAAUGAUGCAGUCUAAAAGGCAAAUUCUCUUCCCUACUGAGAAUGAUCUGCUUCGUUCUUUGCAAGCCAGCAUUGAUGCCUUGGAUGAAAAAGCUCUUUACAGCAGAGAAACAACUACAUUAAGAGACUGCUACCUUGAUUUAGGAUCAUUUCCUGAAGAUCAUAGAAUUCAUCCUGCUACUCUUUUGGAUAUGUGGGUGGAACGAUACAAUCUAGAUGAAGACGGCAUCACUGCAAUGGCCAUCUUCCUUGAACUUUCUUCACAAAACCUGGUUAAUCUCGCCCUUGCAAGACAGGAUGCACGAGUAGUUCUUGGCUUACAUAACUUGCAUUACAUACAGCAGCAUGAUAUGCUGAGAGAACUGGUCAUCCACCAGUGUGAUGAGAAGCCGGUAGAAGAGAGAAUGAGAAUAUAUAUCAACAUCAAGGGGAAUGACUUUCCUAGGUGGUGGUUUGAACAAAGACUUCAACCACUUCAAGCGGAGGUUUUGUCUAUUGUCACAGAUGAAGAUUUCUCCUCUAACUGGGAUGAUGUGCGAUUUCCUAAAGUUGAAGUACUUGUGUUGAACUUUGAAACAAGGACCUACAACUUACCCCCUUUUAUAAAGCAGAUGAGCCAAUUGAAAACACUGGUUGUGACAAACAAUGGUUUCUUCCCAGCCAAUUUGAAUAACUUUCAGCUUUGUUCUCUGCUGAAUCUUAAGAGAAUCAACCUGGAACGCAUCUCUGUUACAUCCAUUUUCACAGCCAAUCUGCAGCUACCAAAUUUGCGCAAAAUCUCCCUGAACAUGUGUGAAAUUGGGGAGGCAUUUGAGAACUCUGCUGCCAAGAUGCCUUACAUGUGGCCAAAACUCGUUGAGAUGAAUAUCGAGUACUGCAGCGAUUUAACAAAAGUGCCAGCUGAAACAUGUGAUCUUGUUGAUCUUAAAAGGCUCAGCAUCUGUUAUUGUCACGAACUGGUUGCCCUUCCAGAAGAGGUUGGGAGGUUGACAAAUUUGGAAGUACUAAGGCUUCAUUCUUGCACAAAAUUGGCUAAGUUGCCAAAGUCUGUAGUAAAACUUAAUAAAUUAAAAUUUCUUGAUGUAUAUGAUUGUGUGGCUAUGGAUAACUUGCCAUUGGAAAUGGAUCAACUCUGUUCUUUACAGACUCUUUGCAUGGGAAGUUCCCUGGGUAUUGAUGAGCUGCCCGAUUCUCUGCAAAAACUAGUUAAGUUGGAAGAUGUUGUAUGUGAUGAAGAAACAUCCUAUUUAUGGGAUUCCGUUAAGGAACAUCUGAAGAAUCUGAGAAUCACUGUGAUGGAGGAACAUGUCAAUUUGAAUUUGCUGCAUAGAUCAUAAUUUAUCUGAGAUGCUGCUGGAGCACUCACUUUGGUGGAACUUGAAUAUGGGUGGAUAGUGCAAAGCAAACACUGGAAAUAACUUGAAAUUGGGUGGAUAGUGCAAAGUAAACACUGGAAUAACUUGAUCAACAGUGACAAGUGAUGCAUGUUACUUGAGGCGACUUCCGGACUAGAACAAAAUGAGCUGAGAGUAGCCAAAGGUGAAGGUUAUAAUAAUUUCAUCCAACACUGUUUCCAGUGAAUUUGGAAAGAUGCAGCUCAAUAUUGGUUAUUAGGAGCUGUCACUAGAGUUGGAAUGCGGAAAAGCUAGUAGCACAAACAGACUGAUGUAAGUUUAAACUUUACACCUUGUUUGGAUGGUUGUUAUCCAUUAUGUUGUGUUGUAUUUUUAGUUUAAAUAUAAUGUUUGUUUUGAUUAUAUUACUUAUAAAUUAUAUUAUAUCGUAUUGUAUUAUUUAAUCCA